AUGGGGGCGAAUAUUAAGGUGGUGGUGCGUGUGCGGCCGUUCAAUAGCAGAGAGAGAGACAGAGGCGCAAAAUGUAUUGUUCAGAUGAAAGACAGCCAAACGGUUUUAUUACCGCCGCCUGGUGCGGAAAAGACUGCGGGUAAAGGGUCGAAAGAUCAUGGCGGCCCCAAGACGUUUAAUUUCGACCGGAGUUACUGGAGUUUUUCAAAAGACGACCCUGAUUGUCCAUACGCGGGCCAGGAGAAUCUUUUUGACGACCUCGGAAGACCAUUACUGGAUAAUGCGUUUGGGGGUUAUAAUAACUGUAUCUUUGCUUAUGGCCAGACAGGUUCCGGGAAAUCAUAUUCUAUGAUGGGAUACGGAGAGGAGUAUGGUGUUAUCCCAAAGAUUUGCCAGCAUAUGUUUGAGCGAAUUGAUGCCAUGCAAGCAGAUCCGAACUUGAAAUGCACCGUUGAAGUUUCGUACUUAGAAAUUUAUAACGAGCGUGUUCGUGAUUUAUUAAAUCCAUCCACUAAAGGGAAUCUGAAAGUCAGAGAGCAUCCAGCUUUAGGACCUUACGUUGAAGAUCUUGCAAAAUUGAUAGUUAACAAUUUCGCUGAAAUUGAGAACCUUAUGGACGAGGGCAACAAAGCACGAACAGUUGCGGCGACCAACAUGAACGAAACAUCCUCGCGUUCCCACGCCGUCUUUACAAUUAUAUUAUCGCAAAAAAUUCACGAUACUGAGACUGGAUUCGAUUCUGAAAAGGUAUCGAGAAUAAGUCUGGUUGAUUUGGCAGGAUCUGAGAGGGCACAAUCUACCGGGGCUACCGGGGCUAGGUUAAAGGAGGGAGCAGAAAUUAAUAGGUCUUUAUCAACUUUGGGCCGUGUCAUUGCGGCUUUGGCAGAUCUAUCAACUGGGAAGAAAAAGAAUGCAAAUAUGGUUCCAUAUAGAGACUCGAUUUUGACAUGGUUAUUGAAGGAUUCACUGGGAGGUAAUAGUAUGACAGCUAUGAUUGCAGCCAUCUCACCGGCUGAUAUAAACUUCGACGAGACAUUAUCGACACUAAGAUAUGCCGACUCAGCAAAGCGGAUCAAGAAUCAUGCCGUUGUCAAUGAGGAUCCGAACGCAAAAAUGAUUCGGGAGUUGAAGGAAGAGCUUCAGCAGUUGAGAUCAAAAUUAUCAGGCGGUGGAAGUUUACCAGAGGAGGAGAGGUAUGCCCCAGACACACCACUGGAAAAACAAAUGGUUACGAUCACGACCCCCGAUGGAGUGGUAAAGAAGGUUUCCAAGGCAGAAAUUGCAGAACAGUUGACUGCUUCUGAAAAGCUUCUGGGAGAUCUCAAUCAAACAUGGGAACAAAGAAUGGAGAAGACACAGCUUGUCCACAAGGAGCGCGAGGCGGCGUUGGAGGAAUUGGGAAUUAGUAUAGAAAAGGGGUUUGUUGGCCUAUCAACACCAAAAAGGAUACCACAUCUUGUUAAUCUGAGUGAUGACCCCCUACUCGCUGAGUGCCUUGUAUAUAAUAUUAAGGCAGGGACAACCACUGUUGGAAACGUUGAAACCUCACAAACUGCGCAGAUGCGGCUCAACGGCUCUAAGAUUCUCAUGGAUCACUGCCGUUUUGAGAAUGAGAAUGGAGUGGUUACAUUAAUACCGAACGAAGGGGCAGCAGUGAUGGUCAACGGUCUGCGAAUAGAUGCACCUCGAAGGCUACGAACAGGAUAUCAAAGGGAUAAACUACGACAGUCUGCUACCAUGAACGCUGGGGCACAAUCCCCCGACCAUCGACACUCAUCGAGCAAUGGGAUAACUGCUGAUAUGAUGGAAAGGAUUGAAUCAGAGACAAAUGGUAGUAGCCGACCAGACUCACCGUCACACAUCCCUGCAAAUAGUAGGGAUAUCGACUGGUCAUUUGCAAGAAGAGAGGCUGCUUCUGCAUUACUAGGAGAAAACUCGAGGAUAACCAAUCUAACGGAUGAUGAGUUGGAUGUAUUAUUGGAGGAAAUGCAGAGGGUAAAGAUGAUUCGGAAGGGGCGACCAGAUAGUCGGCUGGAUUCAAUCGAUGAUGAGACGGAGUCAGUAAUGUCAUACCCUGGCAGCCGAGAGAAAUACACUUCGAUGGGUACCUUAGACGAUCUUUCACUUGACACGAUGAUCACGAUGCCUGGAACUCCAGGGGAAGCUGAGGAUAGGCUCAGGAUGGUGAAAGAGGAAAUGCAAGAGCAACUGGAAAGGCAAAAAGAGGAGUAUCAAGAGAAGUUGAAGGCUGCAGAAGAAGCUAAUGUUGAAUUCGAGGAGAUCAAAGCAGAAAGAACAAAGAUGCAGGAAAGGCUGGAUUCGGCCAAACAAGAGAUGCGACAAGAGUUAGAAAAGCAGCGACAGGAGUUUGAAAGCAGACUCGAGGAGAUUAGUCUUUCUCCCCCGAAAAACAAAGAUCCAGAGGAUUUAACGGGCCAGGAGAAGAGUCUCGCGAAGCAAACCGUCGAUCAUUGGCGACAACGGAGAUAUGUUCGUAUGGCCGAGGCAAUUUUGCAGCAUGCUGCUACUCUGAAGGAGGCACAGAUUAUGAGCAAUGAAAUGGAAAAGAAUGUUGUGUUCCAAUUUACAAUCGUGGACGAGGGACACACAUUUCAGUCAAGCUAUGAUCUAGUACUUAAUGGGAUAUCAGCAGAAGACGAUGAGUUUCUAGACAUGGCACGCAAGCCCUGUGUUGGGGUGAGAGUGAUGGAUUUUCAAAACGCAGUAGUACAUCUUUGGUCCCUGGAAAAACUUCAAACCCGUGUACGUCAAAUGAGGCAGAUUUAUCAGUACAUAGAUCGACCAGAAUAUUUACAGCACCUCCGACUCGACGAUCCUUUUUCAGAACCUAUUCUUCCACAAUAUUCGUUGAUAGGGGAUGUUGAUGUACCACUCACAGCAAUUUUCGAGUCGCGGUCUCAAGAAUUUGUCCUAGACGUUACUUCGCCCCACACUGCCAGCGUGGUUGGCAUGAUUAAGCUCGCUUUGGAGCCAUCCUCUGCAGAAGCCCCCUCAUCUACUCUAAAAUUCAAUGUCGUUAUGCGGGAAAUGGUCGGGUUUGCUGAACGGGAGGGAACAUCAGUUCACGCGCAGAUGUUUAUCCCUGGAGUCUCUGAUGAGAGCGGUGCUACUGCGACCACUGUUGUAUCCGACUUUGAUGAAGGCCCGGUCAAAUUUCAUAGCACCCAUAGUAUGAGUAUUCCGUUAGGAACUCCGCUAAGGAAUGCAACGUUACGGGUAGCUAUCUUCGCAAAAAUAAUGCAGAUGCACCUCGAAAAGCUCAUCAGCUGGGAUGAUAUGAGGGACAACAAGCCAAUUUCGCCAAAGAAGAAGAGGGGCGCACGCCUAAACGAAACCGAGUUCUACACAGAAGAACGGCAUGAUGUGUUUUCGACGGUGCAAAUACUGGAGCUCUCUGAAACGGGGGAGUAUCUGCCAGUAGAGGUGUCGCAGCAGUCUGAUAUUGACCCCGGAUCAUUCCAGCUCCGGCAGGGCCUGCAGCGUAGGGUGCAACUUAGCCUCACGCACAGUUCAAGAGACGCAUUGCAGUGGCGUGACAUCACGCAUAUUCGGAUGGGCCAAGUCCGUUUAUUAGAUCCUAGAGGCAAAAUCCCUGAUCUUUCUUCAACCACUCGAGAAAUAAGGCUCAAUCCUGUCUUGGGCCCUGUAGUAAAAACCAACGCGGACGGGACAAGUACGGUCACGGUUGUCGCACAAUGGGACUCCAGUCUACACAAUUCGAUACUAUUAGACCGGACUACUGCUGAUAAGUACCGCGUUCAGAUGAGUCUGCGGUGGAACAUUACAUCGGAUAGGCUGUCGGAACCAAUCGCGUUUUCACAAGAUAUCUACUCGCAAGUACAGCCUAGGGUCGUCAAAACCCCAAGCAAAUUCUUGCAGAUGUGGAAUAACAGCAGGAUCAUACAUGUGAGUGUGGGUUUAUUUCAACUUGUUAUCCGACCUGCUGUAGCAAGGAGGGCGGGGGACCUAUGGAGAAUGAAUACACUACAUAGAUAUGUUAAGGGCGAGGAAAAUCUUGGCCCAUGGACGCCUCGAGGUGUGAGUCUUGUCAGAGACUUUUUAAGGGCACGAAAGAGAAGGAUAAGGGUCGCAGAAGUGGAGAAUGCGAAAGGGUUCUUGGGGUCGCUACCUGUUACUAGGAACGGGUCUCCAUUAACUUUAAAUCCCGUAUCGGUAUCGAUGGAAGAGGUCAUGCAACCUGAAAAUGUUGGGCUUGGACUUGGUGUGACUGGUGUAAACGGUCUGCAGGAGAGCAUCCUCGUGGAUGAGGGUAUAACAAGUUUGGAUUUGGAGAGGUCCGCAUCUAAAGAAAACGGUAAACUUAAAGGGGAGGCGCAGGAACCUUCUGCUACCAAAAUCGAAACAGCCGGGACAGUUAAAACCUUUGAGCCACUCGAGCAAAUCGUAACAGCUGAGAUAAUGACACGGGAGACGUCAACGGUUUCAAGCAUCAUGCCAAUCCUAGAGGAAGACCCGCAGAUCACUGUGCUACGAAAGUUCGUAAAGCUUUGGACCUCCGGGAAGGACCCAAGUGAAAGGAUCCUCGUGAGACGAAAUACCGAGCCUCCGCAAAAUGGUGCCUGCUUUGCGGAAGCAACUGAGGCAGAGCCGCCUAGGUUGAUUGCUGAAGUUCGGCAGAUUCCUAGAAGUACACCAAUGCUUAAGUCCGGGUAUCUGUGGACGCUGGACGAAACUAACAAGGCUUGGACGAAGAGAUAUUUCGAGCUGCGACGACCAUACAUGCACAUGUUUAGGGUACCUGAUGGCCAGGAGAUCAUGGCGGUCAACCUCAGCCACUGCCGAAUUGACCAUCAGCCACAAGUAGCAAAAUUAUUGCGGAGGCCGCAUGUAUUUGCAGUUUAUGCACCACUCAACACAUAUCUCUUUGCGGCAAAAGAUGAAAGAGAUAUGAUCGAGUGGAUUAUGAAGAUAGAUCAGUCGCAUUUCCUUGGUUCGAGUCGAAGCAACACCCCUGAGGAGUAG
Molecule: messenger RNA, 5004 nt
Organism: Morchella importuna
Lineage: Eukaryota; Fungi; Ascomycota; Pezizomycetes; Pezizales; Morchellaceae
Exons: 10
Coding region: 1-5004 (1667 amino acids)
Biological process (GO): cytoskeleton-dependent intracellular transport; microtubule-based movement
Cellular component (GO): kinesin complex; microtubule
Molecular function (GO): microtubule motor activity; ATP hydrolysis activity; ATP binding
Source: RefSeq, a predicted model, not a curated record